AUGAAAGGGUUCGCAGCCGCCCUCCUCAUCUGGACUCUGCUGUCCCCCCAGAGAGCGGGCGGGGAGGCCUGGCCCACGCACACAGCCUGCAGGAACGGGAAUCUGCAAGUGCUCUACCAGAGCUGCGACCCAUUGCAAGAUUUUGGCUUUUCUGUCGACCAGUGUUCCAGACAAUUAAAACCAAAUCUCAACAUUAGAUUUGGAAUGGUUCUGAGGGAGGACAUCGAGCAGCUGUUUCUGGACAUCGCGCUCUUCAGUAAAGGAUUGUCCAUCCUGAAUUUCUCCUACCCCAUCUGUGAAGUGGAUCUACCCAAGUUUUCUUUCUGUGGAAGAAGGAAAGGAGAGCAGAUUUAUUAUGCCGGCCCUAUCAAUAAUCCUGGAUUUGAAAUUCCCAAGGGGGAUUACCAGGUCCUGCUGGGGCUCUACAACCAGGACCAUGCCACUGUGGCCUGCGCCAACGCCACCGUCCUCUAUUCCUGA
Rangifer tarandus platyrhynchus (Svalbard reindeer) is the source of this 480-nucleotide messenger RNA. The record is from the annotation of a GenBank genome assembly. Lineage: Eukaryota; Metazoa; Chordata; Mammalia; Artiodactyla; Cervidae.